CCCUCACUAGAUCUUACGGUUAUGGCGGAAGGACCAAGCGGCAAGAAGCUUUUUAGAACCGACCGAAUCUACAUCUGGCUCAGCAUCAUCACUUACUUUUUACUUUAAAGCUUUAUAUCUAUAUAUGUACCUACAAAAUGUCUGUGCUCUGUUAUAAUAAGGGAUGUGCCCAACGUUUUGACCCUGAAAAGAAUGAAGACGAUGCAUGUACUUAUCACCCAGGUGUGCCAGUUUUCCACGAUGCCCUGAAGGGUUGGUCGUGCUGUAAGAGACGCACAACUGACUUUUCAGAUUUCCUUAGUAUUGCUGGAUGUACAAAAGGACCCCAUAACCAGGAGAAACCCCCUGAACCCAUCAAACCUGAGGUCAGGACAUCCGGAGAAAAGAAGGAUGUUGAGGACUUUAAACCAAAGUUUAAUGAGUCUAUCACCCAGGCACCAAAACCCGUUGAAGCAAUUCAGCGACCAAGUGAAGAUGAACCAAUAUCAAGAUUACCACAGAAAGUCUCUGCUUCACUUAAGCAAGCUUUAGAAAAGCUCAAGUUAUCAGAUAAUGCACCAGAGAAAAAAGAGGAAGAAGGGGAUGAAAUUAAGAUUGGUACAUCUUGUAAAAAUGGAGGCUGCACUAAGACCUUCAAUGGAGCAGAGAGCAAUGGAGAAGUUUGCAUGUAUCAUGCUGGAGUCCCAAUCUUCCAUGAGGGGAUGAAAUACUGGAGCUGCUGCAAGAGGAAAACAUCUGACUUUAAUACUUUUCUAUCUCAGGAGGGCUGCACCAAAGGAGAACACCUAUGGCGGAAAAAAGACAUGGGUAAGAAGGUUGUGCCAUGCAGGUUUGAUUGGCACCAAACAGGAAGCCAGGUCACCAUAACAGUCUAUGCCAAAAACGCCGUCCCUGAGCUUAGCUACGUGGAUGCCAAUAGUACCCAGUUGGAUAUCCACAUUACAUUUGAUGGAGAUAAGGAAUUUGAACAGAAGAUAAUUUUAUGGGGUGUUAUCGACACAAACAAAAGCACACUGAACAUGAUGGCUGCGAAGAUUGAGAUUGUUUUGAAGAAAGCUGAGCCGAUGUUGUGGGCACGACUGGACCUUCCACCAGUAGUCAGUCCACCCAAAGAAGAGGAGAAGAAAAGAGAGCAUGAUAGUGAUAGUGAUGAAGAUGAUGAUGAUGAUGAUGAUUAGAUGAACAUACAUUACUAUGAGAGAUUUCUGAUCAUUUCCAAUGAAAUUACUGAACAAAGAAUGAAAUAUCACGAUGCAUGAAAGACAUUCUAUAAAGACCAGUAUUUCCUGUGUUCACAAUUCAUUGCACAUGGCAGUGUAAAAUGCAGUUAUGCUUUUCUUUAAAUUAGAUCCAGAGUUUCUAUUCUAAUAGUAUUACACUAUGGACGGUUAUGAGGUGUCAUUUUCCACAGUAGACUGCUUGAAGCAGGGCCAUUUAGUUUAAUAUGAAGGACAUUACUAUUGUCAUAAUUGUAAAAUAUCAAGUUGAUACUAGAUUACAAUGGAAAUAGCCAUGGUUUUAGCAGCCCACUGCAAGUCUCCUAAUUUCUUCACAUUCCCAUAGAUUAACUUUCCAUGUCUUUAAAACAUCACACCUUCAACUUGAAUGUUAUGUUUAGUAAACUAUGGACCAAACCUAACACUGAAACUGAGUUAUUUAAAGAAGGUCAGAUGAAAAUUUCAUUUUAUCUGCAAAACCUACAAUAUUUUACAAAGACUUAGUCUAAGUUCAAAUCCACAUCCAAUGAUGUCUAAAAUGUGGGAGGCCCAGAAGGGUUAGCAGAUGUUGGGUUUGGAGCUUUGUUAUCCAGUUGGUACACUCAACAAAAUGGCCAGUUGAGUCUCACUUUUUUGUUGAAUUUGACUGAUUAAUUAUUUUUAUUGUCAAGACAGCUAAAUGGUCUAGGAAUAGAAAAGGAUAGACAGGAAGGAAAUUUAUAUAUACACAUUAUAUUAGUUGGUCAAAUACAUUAAUUGUUACAUGUUCAAAAUUUUUUUUCUUCUCAUUUGUGCUUGGAUGUGCUAGAAUGAACCAGCUCUCCUCUGUCACAUGAGUUACCAGCUGGGGAGGAUAAAGGCUAACAGUGUAUCCUAUGAAAAAAUGGGAAGCCAGACAUGGCAGUGCAUCUCACACUGUGGAAAGCACUGUAUAGUCAAUGCCUUUUUCCAUCUACCUAAAAGCAUUUGGGUAGUUAUUAGUGUACUUCAUGUGUAUUUGAUUAAACCAGUGGUUUGCUAGUUGUUACAGCCACAUCAGAGUAAAUGAAAACCUGAAAUAAAGCUUCCCAUUGCA
This is a messenger RNA of Tachysurus vachellii, 2292 nucleotides long. RefSeq names its product cysteine and histidine-rich domain (CHORD) containing 1b (gene chordc1b). The transcript is spliced from 11 exons. NCBI's taxonomy places the organism in Eukaryota, Metazoa, Chordata, Actinopteri, Siluriformes, Bagridae. Bases 138 to 1178 code for a protein of 346 amino acids. The record is from RefSeq and is a predicted model, not a curated record.